Messenger RNA from Cladocopium goreaui, 357 nucleotides. Lineage: Eukaryota; Dinophyceae; Suessiales; Symbiodiniaceae. The record is from the annotation of a GenBank genome assembly.
AUGUCGCCACAGGUGCAAAUCCAGCUACAGAAGGUGCCCUUCUACCAGGGCGCCAUCGACUGCGUGGAGAUGGGCAUCGAAAGUUCCCUGCAGGUCAGCAACGUGCGGCUGCGACGGGCCGUGAAGAGCCAGGAACAGGUCAGAUCACAUCCAGCAUAUCCCUUGCUCUUCGAUCCACAGACCGCGGGUGGUCUAUUGGCGGCGGUACCCAAAGACUACGCCGAGCAAUGUGUUGCCGAACUCCGUGCCAGCGGUGCAAGCUUCGCCGCCAUUAUCGGAUCGGUGCUGGAGAAAGCAUCCGCGCCGGAAGUGAUCAAUGUGGUGAGUGCCUGAAAUUUCUCAGGGUUUCAGAUUAGG